CCCGCCUAGUUCAUGUGCUCAUGCACCCGCACAUCAUUAUAAAUACCAGUUUUGCUGUUUACCCGUUCCAACUUCGCCUGGCCCGAGAGGCCGAGAUCAAUACUAGACCUCGACUCGAGUCUCGAGUCACGUUUCCGCCGUUAUCUGCAUCAACGGGGUCAGGCGACUGAACAGUACAGGCCCUUGGCCGCCGCCGCCGCCGCCGCCGUACUCCAGGUGCCCAGGUCUUCGUCCGACCCUUUGCCAGCGACGAGCACCCACCACACCAGGAUUUCAUCAUGGUUGAUUCUGUUCAUGACAAUAUUGUGCUGAACAAGUGUAUCAAGGACAUCCUUGCACUAAUCAAACCAGUAGAGGAUGAUAGAAGCAAGCGGUUAUCCACAAUUCAGGAGCUGGAAAAUUGUAUCCAUUCUCUUGCAUCUCUGUCAGGUGCUGCUGUCAAACCGUUUGGGUCUUUUGUAUCAGAUCUUUACUCAAAAUCAGGUGACUUAGAUUUGUCAGUUCAGUUUGGGAAUGGUUCAAACCACCCAAUAAACAAGAAAAAGAAGCAGAAUGCCUUGAGAGAUGUUAGGAAAGCUUUACUAAGUCGAGGUGUUACUGGAUACAUGCAGAUGCAGUUCAUCCCACAUGCAAGAGUUCCAGUCCUUCAAUAUGUGAGCAAGCAAUUUGGCAUCUCCUGUGAUAUAUCAAUUGGCAACUUUGCUGGUCGAAUUAAGUCCAAAAUCUUCUACUGGGUCAAUACUGUAGAUGAGCGGUUUGGUGAUAUGGUUUUGCUGAUCAAGGAAUGGGCAAAAGCACAAAACAUUAACGAUCCAAAGAGCGGGACCCUCAACUCUUAUUCGCUUUGCCUACUUGUCCUCUAUCAUUUUCAGACAUCUGAGCCACCAAUUCUACCACCUCUGAAUGAGAUUUAUGAAGGGAAUAUUGCAGGAGAUGUUACAGAAGCAGCACUUUUUGAUGAGCAACAUCUUGAUGAGGUUUGUGCUGCAAAUAUAGAAAGAUUUAGACUCCAGAACAAGGGCCGAAGAAAUGAAACUUCAACUUGUCGUCUACUUGGGACUUUUUUUCAGAAGUUUGCUCAUAUCAAUGCCUUAACAGAUAAUGUCAUAUCUACUUACUCGGGCCAGAUUGAGCGAAUCCAGAACAACCCAAGUUGGAUGAGGAAAUCUUACCAUUUAUUUGUAGGAAUGCCUAUGCAUUUGGUUGAAGAUCCUGUAGAGAGACCUGAUAAUGCCGCUAGAGCAGUUAGUAUGAAAGGCCUUGACCUCAUUGCUAUUGCAUUCAAUGAUGCUUGUCACAAGUUUAAGUCUCUGGAACAUAUCGAUCGGAAUGAAUUAUUGGCACUGUUGUGUACCCCUGUUGUUCGCUUGAAACUUGGUGUGAGAGUCAGAGAGAACUCUUACCCAAAAUCUCCAAGGAAUAAUGUGCAUAGCAGGAUUAGAGGACAGAUGUGGCGUGAUCGAGGCCAAGCACCCAGCGCGAGAGGGUUUACUGGAACCAGAUCAGUCCAUGAAAAUCCACUAGCGAACACUACAGCACAUGAAACAGCAGUGCAAUACCACAACCAUGUGCAGCCGACAACAGUUCGGCAAACAGCCAUCCGCAAUCAAGUAACAAAUACUGCAGUGCAUCAGACCGCGCCUUACCAGAACCAUACUGCUCGACAGGUGUAUCCUACUUGGUCCCAGACAGCUGAACCCUACCAGAAUCAUAAUCAGCAGGUAUACGCUACUGGGUUUCAAACAGGGCCAUACCAAAGCCAUAAUCAAGUCCAUGCUUAUAGAGCAGGGUUGCCACCUGGAGGAAUAUAUGAGAUCCACAAUCAACAGGUGUAUAAUGCAGGGUUCCAAACCGACGGUCCGCACCAGAAUCAGCAGCGGCGAAAGGGAUACCCAUCAAACCAUCAGAAUAACAGGCUUUCUGCGACGGCAGCGAGGUACGAGCCCGUUCGUGGACAGUUUAACAACGGAUCGACAUGGGACUCAAGGUCCCAAGCACCGGGCAGUGCAGCUCUGCGAAGGUAGCCGUCAGCAUCUCAGGAGGAUAGUAGUAACAGGCAAAUCGGCUGGAUUUUGACUGCUGGGCAGCUCUUCCUUGUGUAAAAAAUUCUAGCACUUCUUUACUGGUGGACAACUCUUCCUUAUGUAAAAAUUGCUGUUAGCAGUCGGUUCGUAGUAUGUGUCAAUUAAUUUUUUUUAAGGUGUGAUUGGGUUUAUUUAUCGUGUCUCAGAAAUUCAUCGCCCUUCUCCGUAUGCUCACGUAUCAUGUAAAUAAAGUACAAUAGCUGGUCCAUGACACGCAGAAAUAUUCAUCAUGUAAAAAGCUGCCUCACGCCAUAUAUGAGCUUUUAAGAUUUUUUAGGAAUCAA
Zea mays is the source of this 2368-nucleotide messenger RNA. Its product is annotated as Protein HESO1. Gene Ontology annotation, molecular function: RNA uridylyltransferase activity. The transcript is spliced from 9 exons. The record is from RefSeq and is a predicted model, not a curated record. The coding region runs from base 279 to 2024 and encodes 581 amino acids. Lineage: Eukaryota; Viridiplantae; Streptophyta; Magnoliopsida; Poales; Poaceae.